AUGGAUUUUGUUUUGAGAACAACUCAAUUACGCACCCUUUUGCCAUCGUCUAGUAGUUCAUUCGACUACUUGUCUAAUGGAGCAGUACAUCAACUGGUAUCGGGUAUGAAGCUUUUGAGAGUACUAAGUUUGUCUUGGUGCGAAAAUUUUAAGGAGUUGCCUGAGACAAUUGGUGACUUAAAGUAUCUUCUCUAUCUUGACCUCUCUAACACUUUGGUCGAAACAUUGCCUAAAUCAGUGGGUCGUUUGUACAAUUUACAAAUAUUAAAAUUAUCAAGGUGUCGAAAACUCACUCAGCUACCCAAUAACAUUCAUCGUCUCCUUAACUUGCGGCAUCUUGAUAUUGGUGGGUGCCACACCAUAAAAGAGAUCCCAAGACAAAUAGGCAGACUGAAAAGUGUCCAAACAUUGACUAGUUUCGUUGUGGGAAAAUAUGGAGCCAAGAUAGGAGAGUUAGGGGAGCUUUUGGAGCUCAGAGGAAAUGUUUGCCUCGAGAAUUUAGAGAAUGUUGCAAAUGGUGAAGAUGCAUCAAAAGUUAGGCUGGCGAACAAGAAGAAGCUUGAAGAGUUGACGUUUUCUUGGAGCCGUGAUACUGAAGAUCCAGAAGAUGACAAGGGUGUUCUUGAAGAGCUAUUGUCUGGCACAGAGUUGAAAAGGCUUAAUAUCAUUCGAUACAGAGAUAUGGAAUUCCCAAACUGUUUUCAGAAUCCUAAUACCAUUAGCAGCAUAGUAUCUAUAAAACUUGAAAGAUGUAGACAUUGCCGAUCUUUGCCAGCGCUUGGAAAACUGCCCUCCCUCAAAACUCUUUAUAUCAAACAACUUGAUGGAGUUGUAAUUGUGAGUAAAGAGUUUUACGGGACUAAUGGUAAAUCUGCAUCGUUGGAAUCCUUAAGUUUCUCUUCAAUGUCAGCCUGGAAAGAAUGGAAUUCAACUUGGGUUGGAGUUAAAGAUGGUGAAGUUUUUCCUAAGCUCCGAGAGCUCUGCAUAAGUGAUUGUGAUAGGCUAAUUACCGUGCAUUUGCCUCAGAACCUUCCAUCUUUAACAAAACUUAUAAUUCCAUCACCACUCUUAACAUCUACGGCUCUCCAUCCGUGUGGAAAUCUAAAAGAUAUCAAAGAUGCUGGAAAAUCAUUAUCUCUUAGUAGUUUGUUCAUUAAAGGUUGCCCAAAGUUUAUAUCUUUCAACGAAGGCAGAUUGAGAGCCCCUAAUCUGAAUUCUCUUACAGUUGAAGGUUGUGAGAAACUGACCAAGCUGCCUGGACAAAUGCCUUAUUUGCUCCCAUCUUUGAAAAAACUGUUGAUCAUCAAUUGUCCUCAGGUUGAGUCAUUUCCUGCGGGAGGUCUGCCCUCUAAUCUGAAUGGACUUUUGGUUGACAAAUGCAGUAAACUGACUGCAAACCGAAUGGAGUGGAAUCUGCAAACACUCUCAGCUCUUGAAUACUUUGAUAUCAGAGAUGAAUCAGAUGCAAAUAUGGAGUCGUUUCCGGAGAUGGGUUUGCUGCCUUCUUGCCUUACCUCACUUCGCAUUGGCCCACUUGCAAGCCUUAAGGAACUGGACAUGAAGCAGCUUCAACAACUCACUUCUCUCAAAUCUUUGGACAUCCAAAGCUGCCCCGAACUAACCACUCUAAAAUUUGGCAGAGCCUCGGAGGCGCCAACAUUACCAAAACUACGUAGUUUUUGCAUCAAAGAUUGCCAAAAUUUCACAUAUUUCCCUAAAGCCGAACUGAAUGCGCCGGAUCUGAAUUCUCUUACUGUUGAAUAUUGCAAGAACCUGAAGAAGUUGCAAGGACGAAUGCAUGACCUCCUCCCAUCUUUGGAACGCCUAUGGAUCCUUGAUUGUCCAAAUAUGGAGUUAUUUCCUGAAGGAGGUCUGCCUUCUAAACUGAAUGGACUUUUGGUUUCCAACUGCACCUCACUGAUUAAAAACAGAAAUGACUGGAAUUUGUAA
Messenger RNA from Ziziphus jujuba (common jujube), 1950 nucleotides. RefSeq names its product putative disease resistance protein At3g14460. NCBI's taxonomy places the organism in Eukaryota, Viridiplantae, Streptophyta, Magnoliopsida, Rosales, Rhamnaceae. The record is from RefSeq and is a predicted model, not a curated record. The transcript is spliced from 2 exons. The coding region runs from base 1 to 1950 and encodes 649 amino acids.